Molecule: messenger RNA, 1711 nt
Organism: Polypterus senegalus (gray bichir)
Lineage: Eukaryota; Metazoa; Chordata; Cladistia; Polypteriformes; Polypteridae
Product: solute carrier family 22 member 6-A-like
Exons: 10
Coding region: 1-1695 (564 amino acids)
Biological process (GO): transmembrane transport
Cellular component (GO): membrane
Molecular function (GO): transmembrane transporter activity
Source: RefSeq, a predicted model, not a curated record
AUGGCUUUCUUAGAUCUGCUGGAUAAUAUUGGAGGCCUAGGACUCUUCCAGUUGCUAAAUGCAAUUCUACUGACUAUUCCAGGCUUCCUUACAGCUUGCCAUGCCCUUCUUCAGAACUUUUCGGCUGCAAUUCCAGAUCACCACUGUCGAAUUCCAAACCAGACAAGUACAGUUAGCCACUGGACUUUCUCCUUUUCUGAACUCAGUAAUAAAUCUAUUUUAAAGGCUUUUAUACCUUUAGAAAAAAACAAUAAUCCUAGCAAAUGUGAAAGAUAUCUCAACCCUCAAUGGACUCUAUUAAUAUUGAACGAAACCACUCAUCAUAAAAUUAAUCAGACAACUGAAAAGUGCCAAGAUGGAUGGGAUUAUGACAGGCGUGAAUUUUUAGAAACAAUUGUUUCAGAGUGGGAUUUGGUUUGCAGCCGAAAGCCUUUAAAGCAGAUGAGCCAGACUGUCUACAUGGGAGGUGUACUCGCUGGAGCCAUCAUUUUAGGCAGGCUUUCAGACAAAUUUGGCCGCAGGAGAGUACUGACUUGGUCAUACUUUUUGCUUGCUGUUUCUGGAACCUCCACGGCUUUCUCUCCAUCAUACUUUGCAUUUUGCUGUUUCCGGUUCCUGUGUGGCCUAGCUGCAGCUGGAAUUACCCUCAAUGCAGUAUCCCUUAUGAUGGAAUGGAUUCCUACCAAAUCACGUGCAUGCAUUGGCACGCUUGGCUCUUUUGGCUUCACUGCUGGACAGCUGCUACUGGCAGGGAUUGCAUAUAGCAUCCGAACAUGGAGGAAACUGCAGCUGUCAAUUUCUGUGCCUUUCUUCUUCUUUUUUGUAUGCAGCUGGUGGAUUCCUGAGUCUGCUCGCUGGCUUGUCCUGAACAAUCACUAUGAUAAAGCUGUGAGAGAGAUCCAGCGAGUGGCCAGAAUUAACCAUCUUCCAGAAGAGGGGAAGAAGAUCACUGUGGAGGUGCUACAUAUGCACAUGGAUAAAGAAAUUCACGUGAAUAAGACAUCUCAUACACACUUUGAUCUUGUACGCAUACCACAGCUAAGGAAAAUUACCAUUUGCCUUAUGAUACUUUGGUGUUCAUGCAGUCUAGGAUACUACGGCUUGGUUAUGGAUCUGCAGAAAUUUGGACUAAGCAUGUAUUUGGCUCAAAUCAUCUUUGCAUUAAUGGACUUCCCUUCCUUGUUCAUCAACUUGACCUUAUUAAAUUUACUUGGACGCCGAAUUACCCAGGGAGGAAUGCUUAUUAUAGCAGGCGGUGUGGUACUUGCCAUUAUCUUUGUACCUGAAGACAUGAAGAUUCUACAGACAGUUUUAGCAAUGAUUGGAACAGGCUUCAUGGGUGCCGCCUUCACAAGUAUAUAUAUCUACACUGGGGAGCUAUAUCCCACCGUGAUCAGGCAAACUGGAAUGGGAUUUGGCUCUACAAUGGCUCGUAUUGGCUCAAUGUCAGCACCAGUGGUUCUCAUGCUUGAUGAAUAUUUUUCUUAUCUCCCUUCCAUUGUAUUUGGAAUUAUUCCUAUAUUUGCUGGAUUUUCUGCCUUCAUGUUGCCUGAGACACUGAACGUACCCUUGCCUGACACAAUAAAAGAUGUUGAGCUACAAAUGUCAAAGAAAAAAGAAAAUUUAAAUGAACUGCAAAAGGAUUCACUCAGCCUUCAGGAGAUCAAAGUAUCAGUCAUAUCCCAUUACUUAUAAUGCUGCUUCUUUCAUG